UACAACUCCAAACAAUGCUGCAGACCUGCAGUGCCAUGCAGAAGUCAGAACACCUCAACCCCCAAAAGUCCGUUCGAAAUCGUUGCCCCUCAAUACCUAGUAUAUCCCGUGAGCAAGCCAUGGCUGGAGAACACGAACAUGCCUAGGACAUAGGGCACUGGAGGGGAAUCCUGGGUCAUCGUCCACUCGCCUCGUAGACGACAUGCACGAUUAAUUAAUUGCAUCGCACCCGCUCGUCAUUGUCCCGCGUACCGAUUCACCUAUUUAGUCCUCUACCGGCGCUGUGUAAGUCCAACUUUCCACCAAAGAGUCCUUCGUAGGAGUACAAAUGGCGCCGUCAUCAUGAAGCCUCCCUCCCCGUCUCGUUGGUUCGCUCGAGCGAUCCCGAGUGCUUCCCCCUCCGCGUCCAAAUGGACCAGACAAUUCACCCAGUCGGCAGCCAAAUUGGAAAUUCGAAACGCUACCGAGCUGCCUAGUGGGAUCAUCCCUAAUUACCAAGAUACUCACAAUAGCAGCCUGCUAGCUGUGAAAUGGCCUGCGCCGCCUCGGAAUAUUCUUAUCGCGAAGAAGUCAGGUAGCGCGACAUGCACCAAGAGUCUGAUUGCCUUUGCAAAGCAUGUGCAGAGCAACUAUCCUGGCAUCAACAUCAUUCUAGAGCCUCACGAUGCUGCCGAAGUCCAUCGCGACCUGCCGUUCCCGGUGUAUACCGCCUAUGACCCGUCGCAUCCUGAUAGCCUCCCGACUACAUCGACGACGGAAUCCCUACCGACCCCGGAAAGUGCAGCCGAGUUUCCAAGCUCAUUGUUGAACCACAUCUACCAGUCCAAGACCGACCUCAUCGCAACGUUGGGUGGAGAUGGCACCAUCUUGCAUGCCACAUCUCUCUUCAGCAGCUCACCACGAGUCCCACCAUUGAUUCCCUUUAGUAUGGGGACGUUGGGUUUCCUUGGGUCGUGGUCCUUCGACGAUCACAAGCGUGCAUUCCGCGAAGUCUACGUCUCUGGUUCACAUUCACCAGCUCGUCCGGCCCUCGAAGGCGCCGGCGUCUAUGGCAAGCAAGCCGAUUCUUCCGGGCCCCGUUCUCACAGUACUCCUUCGGACGAGAGCCACGCCGGUCAGGAUGGCCAGGGCGAUGAGGGCUGGACUGCAGCACCCGGGAUGGCGAUGGGAGCGCGUCCUGCAUACGUGCUCCCCCGAAGCCGCCUUCAAGUCUCUAUUCAAACCACCGACACUUCCUUCACUAUGCCAGCUGCGGAGGCGAAAACGUCUCCGACGAUGUCCCCACCCUCCCAGCAUCCGUCUCUCACCCCAUACCUCCGUCCCAGCAACUACACCAUCUCUCCAUUAACCACCAAGCCGCCCCUACCCUCCGAUUCCCCCCGCAAUUUCCCCACCCUCCCCAGCCUGACCCCGUACGCUAAAACCGCCCACCACCUCCCCUGCAACUCCGACUUCCCGUCCGCGGAGCUCACCUCCACUCCCUCCCAUCCCCAAGCCCUCUACGCUCUCAACGAGCUCUCCCUCCACCGUGGCCGCUCCCCUCACCUCGCCGUCCUCUCCCUCUCCAUCCGCACGCCCUCCUCCGCCCGCUCGCAGUUCCUCACCUCCUUCAUCGGCGACGGCGUCAUCGUGUCCUCGCCCACCGGCUCCACCGCCUACUCGCUCAGCGCCGGGGGCGCCAUCGUGCAUCCCGCCGUGCGCAGCCUCCUCAUCACCCCUAUCUGUCCCCGUAGCCUAUCGUUCCGCCCGCUGGUGCUCCCCGCUAACGCGGAGGUGGAGAUCCGGCUGGGCGCGGGCGGGAGGGGUAGCGUGGGGUUGGAGGUGGACGGGGUGCGGAGGGGGAGGCUCGCGGAGGGGAUGGUGGUCAGGGUGAAGGGGGAGGAGUUGGGGAAUGGACCUGGAGAGCAUGUUGGGACGGCGGGAGGGGUCCCGUGUGUGAUUCGCGGGAUGGGAAGGGGUGAUGAUGGGGAGGGAGCAGAGGAGUAUUGGGUGGGUGGGUUGAAUGGGUUGUUGAAGUUCAAUCAUGCUUUUGGCGGCCAUUGA
Molecule: messenger RNA, 2043 nt
Organism: Eremomyces bilateralis CBS 781.70
Lineage: Eukaryota; Fungi; Ascomycota; Dothideomycetes; Eremomycetales; Eremomycetaceae
Product: ATP-NAD kinase
Exons: 2
Coding region: 343-2043 (566 amino acids)
Biological process (GO): NAD+ metabolic process; NADP+ biosynthetic process
Molecular function (GO): NAD+ kinase activity
Source: RefSeq, a predicted model, not a curated record